AUGGCCCCUGUUCUCACCCGACAACUUCAUGCUGUUGUUUUUAGACCCAGACCAUCCCAGGAAUCACCUACACCGGCUGCCGCAAGCAGGAGUUUUGCUCACCUUAAAGCUAUCCUCGAGCUCCUCGCAGGAACAAUUUGCAUAUUCGUACUGGCCGUUCUCUUCUGGAAACUCGGAAACUACUUUCGCUCUUGGACACGGCACCGAGUACUUCAAGCAGGCAACACCCCUGGCACGCGAUAUUCGAAGACCUGGUACGGUUGGAUUCCACUCCAACAACACAACGCUCACAAGGACGUGUGGCGAAAGUUCAGACAAAAGCUCCAUGAAUGGACGGCAUGGAAAUCCACAAACGCUGAUUACCGCUGGGUUUGGUGGGAUCCAGGACAGAAGGAAUUCGAAAAAUUCGAGCAGAAUCGAAGGCUUCUGCGGUGGCUGCCGAAGUUUCUGAGGAGCUAUAGCUUCACACCCGCUGAUGUCAUUUGGAACCCUGGCCCUCCCCGCAAGGAAACUGGGGAACUUGAGAGCGAUGCGGUAUCAUCUUCCUCGGCGCUUAUGACUGGCGCU
Messenger RNA from Aspergillus campestris IBT 28561, 567 nucleotides. RefSeq lists its product as uncharacterized. The annotation marks the transcript as partial. The record is from RefSeq and is a predicted model, not a curated record. NCBI's taxonomy places the organism in Eukaryota, Fungi, Ascomycota, Eurotiomycetes, Eurotiales, Aspergillaceae. The transcript has a single exon.